AUGGCUACAAUUGCGCAAUUCAAGCUUUCGAAACAAGGCGGGCUCACUCGUCGCCUGACAUUUCCUACGCAUCCUAGUUGGGCCGUUCUAUCCUCAAAGAUCAAUGAAACGUUCGGUAUUGCAACCGAUAAUAUUGGGGUGUCCUACCUUGACCAAGAUUUGGACGAAGUAACUUUCAGCUCUGAAGAGGAAUUGCAGGACUACUAUAGUACCCUCGGUGACGCUAAAUUCAAGCUUAUCAGACUUUCGGUACAGGACCUCAGCUCCCUUAGGUCCACCGAUGUAGCGCCCUCCCGCCACCAUACCGCACCCCCACAGCAAUCUCACUUCCGGAACACAUUCGGAGAACAGGAGUCGCUGCCUUUCAUUUGGGAGGUCGACGACGAGUGGCAGCGUCUCCCUGGUAGCCUUGGUAGUCUUUUCUUGUCUAGUGACUCUCCGGAGAGCCCACAUGCGUUCGUGGAGGUUCUCGAGAGUGACGUCAGUGUCUCCAAGAAGUCUAAUCACACAGACGAAGAAUACGCCAUUGGAGAUACUACCCGCUCAAACGGGACGUUUACUAUGCCUACUUCCCGCGCAGAGAAGGGCAAGUCCCGCGUCGCGAUGCAGCCUACAGUUGAAGACGAUGCUUUGUCCACCGAUUCAAUUUUCGGUGACGAUGCACUACUGCAGCCACAGACCCGUGUUUAUGACUCUGAUCAAGCUUCCACGUUUGGCGGUGAUGUCAAGUCUCCUGUCUCGGUCGAUGGGACAGCCACUCCCGCCCAGGCUCAGAGUACCCCCGUCAUUUCUGGGCAGGUUCUUCCUGAGGCUGUGCUGAAAUCCACGGAAGAUUCCAACACAGCCAUUGACGACCCUGCCCUCCCCACUUUGGGCGGCACAGGAGCAUCAACUCUCACUCAUGACGUAGCUGCCUUCUUGAAGGCAGUUUCCGGUAUCAUUUCCUCUCACCCAGAAUUAUCAGAGGGUCUUCGUAACAUCGUUUCCAAUGCUACAAAUGGGACAUACUGGACUGCGCAUCGUGAUGCACUCUCUCGCGCUGCCGAGCGUAUUCAGCAGGAAACUGGUCGGACCGUGGAAGAGAUUCAGAAUGCGGAAGAGGAGGCUAGCGCCAGGGUUGCAGAUGCCCUUGGUGGAAUUUUCCGUGUCGUCGGCGAAGCCGUCCAAACUGCUAGGACAACGACUGAGCCAUUCCGGCCACCUCCCGCUGAAGAUGUACCCACAGCUCCGGAAUCUGUUCCUGAGCCCCAGUGCUUCCGUCCUCGCGAAUUUACCACAUAUCCAGGACCUCCCCCUCCAGGUCAUUUCCACCCUCAUCCUCAUCAUCACUGGGGCGCUCCGCCGCCGCCGCCGCCUGGUCGCCGUCAUGUGUGGCCUCGUCCGCCUCCAUCCGCUCGGGGUUCUUUCGACGAGUCCCGGGAGGAGGAUAGUUCACAUGCCCAUACAUCUGUGUCUCAAGGACCUCCCGCGGCAACCCCAGUCCAUGAGCAGACGUCAGUACCUCCAUCCACAGCCGUGCCUGCGCCCUCUCGGCCUGUCACACCUGUUACACCUCAGGUUCAUAUCGUAAGCAAUGCUAGGGGCUUGUACCCCCAACUCGAGAUGUUCAGUGUCCCUAGGCGCAGCCACACCAUCGGACACACUGCACGCCGCGGCCUCGAGGACCGUUCCAGGCAGCGCAUCAUGAAGAAAUUGUCUGAGAUGGGUUUUACUGAAGGCACAUAUCCGAAACUGAACGCCAAGGUGUCGGAGCAGAUGGUCGCCCAUCCUCCCACUACUAAAGACAUUGAAGAUGACAUUGUGACUAACUUGAUUGAGGAGCUUAUUCCUUCCUCUUUUGCACCUCGGGCUAGCAGCUCCAGGGAGCCCAUCCCUGGUGCUUGGGCCUAG
Messenger RNA from Suillus discolor, 1890 nucleotides. RefSeq lists its product as uncharacterized. The coding region runs from base 1 to 1890 and encodes 629 amino acids. Gene Ontology annotation, molecular function: protein binding. Lineage: Eukaryota; Fungi; Basidiomycota; Agaricomycetes; Boletales; Suillaceae. The record is from RefSeq and is a predicted model, not a curated record. The transcript has 3 exons.